GGUUGCCAUUCACCGGGAAUCGCAAAAAAACAAAGGGGCCGUAAUAGGGGGGAAAAGCAGUAAACAAUCAACCGGCGGACCGUCUCAAUGUCAACUCUAGUCAGAAUCAUACGACGCAGCAGUGUGACCACCCAGAUACGCAGGAUGUCCGGCCAAGCGGGUCAAAGUGCAGCCACCAUUGCCGUGGGCCAAAUGCGCUCCACCAGCGACAAGGUGGCCAAUCUUGGCCAGGUAAAGGAGCUGGUUGCCAGGGCCAAGUCCAAGAACGCCUGCAUGCUUUUCCUGCCCGAGUGCUGCGACUUUGUGGGCGAGAACCGCUCACAAACCCUUGAGCUUUCGGAGGCUUUGGACGGGGAGCUGAUGGCGCAGUACCGGGAUUUGGCCAAAUGCAAUGAGAUGUGGCUGUCCCUGGGUGGCGUCCACGAGCGGAAUGACCAGGGCAAGAUCUACAACGCCCAUGUCCUGGUCAACGAAAAGGGGGAGCUGGCGGCGGUCUACAGGAAGAUGCAUCUGUUCGAUGCCACAACGAAGGAGAUCCGCCUGCGGGAGUCGGACACCGUGACGCCGGGCGAGCGCCUGGAGCGACCGGUGAGCACGCCCGCCGGUCAGGUGGGUCUUCAGAUCUGUUACGACCUGCGGUUCGCCGAGCCAGCGAUUCUCCUCAGGAAGCUGGGCGCCCAGCUGCUCACCUACCCGGCCGCCUUUACCUACGCCACCGGGAAGGCGCAUUGGGAGCUGUUGCUGCGUGCCAGGGCCGUCGAGACGCAGUGCUUCGUGGUGGCGGCGGCCCAGCAGGGCUGGCACAACCAGAAGCGACAGAGCUGGGGCCACAGCAUGAUCGUGAGUCCCUGGGGCAAGGUGCUUGCCGAUUGCGGCGGCGAACAGGAGCUAGAUAUAGCCACAGCCGAGGUGGAUCUCUCCCAGCUGCAAUCGCUCAACCAGACCAUGCCCUGCUUCGACCACCGCCGCAACGAUCUCUACAGCCUGACGCCCUACGGCUUAGAAAGCGAGGAGCCCGCGCAGGAUCGCGAAUUUGCCACCAACAUCGUGGACAAACGCACCAUUUUCUACGAGUCCGAGCACUGCUACGCCUUCACCAACCUGCGCUGCGUCGUCGAGGGCCAUGUGCUGGUGUCCACCAAGCGGGUGACACCCCGUCUGUGCGGCCUCAACUGCGCCGAAAUGACGGACAUGUUCGCGACGGUCUGCCUGGUGCAGCGGCUGCUGGAGAAGAUCUACCAGACCACUUCGGCCACCGUCACUGUGCAGGAUGGCCCAGAGGCCGGGCAAACAGUUCCCCACGUCCACUUUCACGUUAUGCCCCGCCGGCAGGGCGACUUUGGCCACAACGAUCAGAUCUACGUGAAGCUCGAUGAACGCGCCGAGGAAAAGCCAGCGCGCACGCUGCAGGAAAGGAUCGAGGAGGCCCAAGCGUACCGCAAGUUCCUGCUGGACAGUAGCUAGCUUGGCUGCUAUUCCGAGACCCUAACUUCUUCCAUGUGAUUUAAGACAUAAAUAAAGAACCCCUCGACCGCCUGAA
This is a messenger RNA of Drosophila takahashii, 1540 nucleotides long. It is a transcript of the gene NitFhit, whose product is annotated as NFT-1 protein. Lineage: Eukaryota; Metazoa; Arthropoda; Insecta; Diptera; Drosophilidae. The record is from RefSeq and is a predicted model, not a curated record. Gene Ontology annotation, biological process: nucleobase-containing compound metabolic process. Gene Ontology annotation, molecular function: hydrolase activity, acting on carbon-nitrogen (but not peptide) bonds, in linear amides; bis(5'-adenosyl)-triphosphatase activity.